AUGCUAGAGAAGUUAGCUGGGUACUUUCCAGUAGAUGCACCAAGAGCUAACAAGGAAAAGAUAAGGAGUGAUGUCAAACAUUAUGUUUGGGAUAAUCCUUAUUUAUGGAAAUUCUACAGUGACCAAGUCAUCAGAAGGUGCAUACCUGAUGAAGAGAUUCCAUCCAUACUACAGUUUUGUCAUGCCUCAACUAGAAAGGACUGGAGCCAAAGCCUUGAUGAUGCCUUGUGGGCACACAGAACUGCAUUCAAGACACUCUUGAGAAUGUCACCAUAUAGGGUGGUCUAUAGAAAAGCUUGUCAUUUGCCAGUUGAGGUGAAACGCAAAGCAUAUUGGGCAGUGAAGACCUGUAAUAUUCAUUAUGACUCAGUUGGGGAACAGAGAAAGUUGCAACUGCAAGAGCUAAAGGAGUUGCGUCUUGAGACUUAUGAGAACUCAAGAAUCUACAAAGAAAAGACCAAGAGGUACCAUGACAAGAUGAUCUCAAGAAAAGAAUUCUACUUUAGUCAAAAGGUCCACUUGUUCAAUUCUCGCCUCAAACUCAUCCUCGGAAAGCUCAAAUCAAGGUGGUUCGCCACAAAGGUAUUCGCUCAUGGUUCAGUGGAAAUCCAAAGUGAUUCUACUAGUAAAAGGUUUACGGUGAAUGGGCAUCGUUUGAAUCCAUUCUUACAAAAUUCAACCACUUUGAAGGAAGUUGAAGAGAUUGACCUGCACUCCUCAUCAUAA
Molecule: messenger RNA, 726 nt
Organism: Abrus precatorius (Indian licorice)
Lineage: Eukaryota; Viridiplantae; Streptophyta; Magnoliopsida; Fabales; Fabaceae
Exons: 3
Coding region: 1-726 (241 amino acids)
Molecular function (GO): nucleic acid binding
Source: RefSeq, a predicted model, not a curated record